Molecule: messenger RNA, 1413 nt
Organism: Penicillium canariense
Lineage: Eukaryota; Fungi; Ascomycota; Eurotiomycetes; Eurotiales; Aspergillaceae
Product: putative MFS monocarboxylate transporter
Exons: 1
Coding region: 1-1413 (470 amino acids)
Biological process (GO): transmembrane transport
Cellular component (GO): fungal-type vacuole membrane
Molecular function (GO): transmembrane transporter activity
Source: RefSeq, a predicted model, not a curated record
AUGGUGGAGGAAAAGGAUUACCAGCACGGCAUCGAGCCGCGGUCUCUCGAGGCCAAUUAUCCGCGCAGCCCUUCAUCCGACGAGGAGUCCACUCUCGACGAGGAGUACGAGCCGCAGCCUCCACACAACGACCUCACGCCGGUCCCAACAAACACCAGCGCGAUCGCCCGCACGCUCUCCGCCGUGCGGACGCGCGAGUCAGGCAAAAAUAUCGGCCCGCCGCCCGACGGUGGCUUCCAGGCAUGGUUGCAGGUCGCACUUGGCCACAUGAUCAUCUUCAACACGUGGGGGUACAUCAACAGCUUCGGGGUGUUCCAGACGUACUACACGACGACAUUGGGGCGGCCACCGUCAGAUAUCUCGUGGGUGGGUAGCAUCCAAAUCUUCUUGCUGUUCUUUAUCGGCACAUUCUCAGGGCGCGCGACGGAUGCAGGCUACUUCCGGUUCACGCUGACGGUGGGCGCGACGAUCGAGUGCUUCAGCAUCUUCAUGACGUCGCUGUGCACGGAGUACUGGCAGCUGUUCCUGGCGCAGGGGCUGGGCCAGGGCAUUGGGUGCGGGCUGAUGUUCUGCCCGACACUGGCGCUGAUCUCGACGUACUUCGUCAAGCGGCGGGGAAUCGCGAUUGGCAUUGUUGCGUCCGGGUCGGCCACUGGGGGGAUGGUAUUUCCUGCGGUGGUGAUGCGGCUAUUGCCGCGCAUUGGGUACGGGUGGACGAUGCGCACAUUAGGCUUCAUUUCGCUGGUCACGCUGAUCCCGUGCCUGAUCUUUUUCAAGCAGCGGCUGCCGCCGCGUACGAGCGGGCCGCUGCUGGAGCUGGCGGCCUUCAAGGAAAUGCCGUACCUGCUGUUCGCCGUGGGCAUGUUCCUGAACUUCUGGGGCCUGUAUGUGGCCUUUUUCUACGUCGGCAGCUUCAGCCGCAACAUCAUCGGGGUGUCUGAGACUACCUCGAUCGACCUGCUGUUGGUUAUGAACGGCGUCGGACUCGUGGGUCGGCUCGUGCCUAAUCUGCUUGCAGAUCAGUUCACCGGCCCGCUCAACAUGCUGAUCCCGUUCAGCGGCGCGACGGCCGUGGCGGCGUUCUGCUGGGCCGCCGUGAAGGAUCUGUCCGGGCUGUGGGCGUUCGCAGCGUUAUAUGGCCUCUUCGCUGCGGGCGUUCAGUCCUUGUUCCCGGCGACGCUGAGCACCCUGACGACAGACUUGAAGAAGAUCGGCGUGCGCAUGGGUAUGGUGCUCAGCGUGGUGGCGGUGGCUGCGCUGAUCGGGUCGCCCAUCGCGGGUGCCUUGAUCCAGCGGGACGAUGGGAAUUAUCUGUAUGCGCAGAUGUUCAUGGGCAGUGCGAUUAUUGCAGGCACGCUGACUUUGAUCGCGGCGCGAGUAAGCAAGGUGGGCACGGGCAUCGCACGCGUUUAG